CGGGGGGGCGAGCGAGGGAGCGCGGGCGGCGGGGUGGUGAGCGGCGGCGGCGGCGCGUCCGUGUCCCCCCCCCCGGUCCGGCGCGAGGUUGGUCGUGCCCGAGAAGAUGGCGUCGGGGCGCGCGCAGCGCCCGCCCCGGCAGCCGCGGGCGGGGAGAAGCGCGAUGGGCGAGUGGGAGCGGGUGUUCCUGCGGGGCCUGGCCCUGCCGCCCCCCCGCCAGCGCGGAAGGGCCCGCCCGCCGCCAUCCGCCGCUUUCCGCUGCGUGCUCGGGGCGCUGGAGGGGGCUGCCCUCACCCAGGGAGCCGAGUACCAGCUGCGCCUCUCCCUUUUCGACGCCACCUACCACCGCUUCUUCGGGAGGACGUGGAGGAGCGGCUGGAGAACUGCCCGCGCCGUCCCGCCGCGCCUGCCCAGGGCAGCUUUCAAUGAGACCGUUUACUUCCACACCUCCUUGAACCACCCCGGCAUCACCGCCGUCGUGGAAGUGGUGGUGACGGCCGGCAAAGGGGACGGGGGCUCUCAGCAUCUCUCCUGCGGCUUUGGGUUCAUCCCCCUUUUCGGCAGCGGGUCGGAGGCGACGGACCUGGCUGCUGAGGACAGAACGCUGAAGCUGUACCACGGGACCCCACGCGCCCUGCUGCACCCACGCUUCCAGGACCCCGUGGAAAAGAACAAAUACCUGACGGUGAUGGAGAAGAGCCACCUGCAGUACACCCUGAAGCCCCACCAGCCCCUGGAGACGAUAUUUCACCUCCUUCCUGAAAAUCUUCUGGUGUCUGGGCUGCAGAACAUUCCCGGUGUGCUGCCGGCGCGCGGAGACACAAAUGACUGCUUGCAGAAACCCCGGCUGAUGAAGCCGGUCACCUGCUAUCUGGAGAGGCUGUCCGUCCAGCUGUACCCUUCCCUGGAGGAAUUUGAGGAAGAACUGCUGGACUUACUGAACAGCGAUCGCUUACUGAAGGCUAAUGCCGCACCGGAUGGCAACGAGGUGACGGUUCGGGAGCGGCGGCUGCACGUCGGCGUCCACAAUGGCCUGCGCUUCAUCCAGGCGCCGCAGGUGGCCGUGCUGGUGCCGGAGGCGGAGGCGGCGCAGGGCGGCUGCGCGAGGGUGCCGGGCUCCAGAGCCAGGGGUGCAGGUCAAGCCCUGGUCCUGAGGAGCCGCAUCCACCUGAGCGAAAUGGUGCCUCACCCGGCGUUCGGGGUCUGCUUCCAGCUGGAGUACGUCUUCUGUGCCUCGGGCAGAGCCGGCGGGAAGGCCCUGUCCGGCAGCGCCCGCGGCGAGGGGGCUGACAUGUGCUCGGUGCGCUGGGCCGUCUGGAGCCCCGUCCUGGCCGCCGGCGAGGCGGAGGUGGUCCUGCCCCUGCGCGGUGGUGCCCGCCGCGGCCCCUGCCAAGCCUUGGUGUACCGGAGCCCGCCGGGCGGCAGGAGCUCUCGCCAGUUCCAGGGGAAGCACACCGAGUCUGGGACUGUCCAAUUCCAUGUUUCCACCGACUCGGAAGAACAUCUUGUAACUGCUGCAGAGAUCCUACGUAGAGACAGGGACGAGUCGGAGAAGCCUCCUACGCCAUCGCUGAGUCUGUCGGCCCCGCCGCAGAUGGCAGCCUCCCCGCGGGGACCAGGGGUAAGUGCCACGCGGUGGCGGGCAGCGGCGUUCCCGGGGGGUGACCCACGCGCUGAGGACGUGCUGCCGGUCCCGUCCUCUGCCGGUUUCCUGGCUGCUGCGGCCAAGAGGCACCGAGCGUCCUGGUCAGAUCCCCCUCCUCCGGGGCAGCAAGCUAUCGGUGUCCCAGCUGUCGGCCUCACCGCGAGGCAGGGGCCAGUCCCCGGCGCCGCACGGCCGCAGCCCUCGGCAGGAGGGGGGGAUCACUCACCUGGAGGCCGACCUCGGCUCGCCGGACCCGGAGCCCUGUGCCGGCGACCAGCUGCGGGCGCUGCCCUUCGCCCCGCUGCAGGUGCCCAUCGCCGCCGUGGGGCUGCAGGCAGCUCCCGCACGCUGCUGUCCCGCGCCUCCCUGGCACGCCUGCAUGCCGCCGGCUUCCCGGAGAUCCUGGAUCGCAACCAGGAGCCAGUAGAAAUCUCGGAGCCGGUGGACCCGGCGAGUUUCAGCCCGCAGCUGGAGGAAGCCGACCCUCUGCAAGGCAACGAAAUAAUCCUGCAGUUCCUGGCCUUUGGCAGGGAUGCCCGGGACGGCGCAGAGGGGACGUGGCCUCAGACCAUCUUCCUCACCUUCCAGUUCUACCGUUUCCCACCGGUCACCACACCGCGGCUGCGGCUGGUCAGCGUGGAUGGGGGGCUGGCGGCCGGGCAGGCUGUGCCGGCGCAGCUCCUUGUCCAGGUGAACAAGGAUGGGACCCUCGGCACCGGACCGCCGGGCUUGCAGCUGAAGUACAUGGUGGAUCCCGCUUUCCUGCGGCGCGGGGAGCAGCGCUGGUUUGUGCGGUACCUGGCCGAGCACAGCCUCCAGAUUGACGUCUGGGAUGGAGACUCCCUGCUCCUUGUUGGCUCCGCUGCCGUUAAACUGGAGCCCCUGCUGCGCCAGGGCCGGGCGGCCGUCAGGACCCACCACGAGCUGGAGGUGGCCACCACCGAGUACGAGCCGGACGUGGCGGUGAUGGGCCGGGAAGCGCUGCGGCACGGCGCCCUGCGGCCCCUCGGUGUCCGCGUGGCGGUGAGGGGCCGCCUCCACCUCUGCCUGGCCAACGUCGGCCACCCGUGUGAGGAGACCCCGGGGCAGCUGCCGUCCUCGCCGCCGUCCCGCUCCCGCCCCGUGCGCACGUCAGACAGCACUGGCAGCGUCCUGGCAGGCAGCUGGUUCUCCCCGAAUGCCGCCGGUGGCGGGCGGGUGUUGCGGGCACGGAGGCUGGCUGAGGUGGACAGUGAGCUGGCGGCCGUGCUGCGCAGCCGCCGGCCAGAGGCAAGGCUGGCUCCCCCGGCUGUCCCCAACGAGGCUGCGGCCGCCCGCCGGCGCAAGCUGCGGCGCAUGGCGCUGGUGCGGCAGCAGGAGGACGCCAGCGGCGGGAGGACGCCCCAGCUCUCGGGCUGGCAGGAGCAGCGCGCCCGGCACAUGCAGGACCUGCAGAUCAUCGAUGCCUACCGGGAGCACGUCAAGGGCGAGAGCAUCUCCCGGAUGCUCAACCAGGCCAUCACCGCCACCCACACCGUGCACGCCGUGCUGGGGACGGCAGAGUUCUUUGAGUUUGCCCUGAGGAACCCCUAUGGCGUCCAGCACACCGUGACCAUCGAGGUUGACCACCCUGAGCUCAGCGUCAUACUAGACCCGAGGGAGUGGCGGCACUUCAAGGAGCUGACCAAGAGUGUGACGCCAGUGGAGGAGGAGAUGUUCCACCUCCGUGAUGACCUCAGACCUCAGGUCUACCUGCGCCCCAAUGAGACCGUCCGCAUCCCCUUCAAAUACCAGACCUUCUCUGCGGACCCUGCGGUCGUCGCAGCGCAGGGACCAGCAGGGCUGGGUGCCGGUGCCGACGUGGCCGCCCCCUCCCUGGGGGAGAGCGGGGCUGGGCGGACAAAGCACAUCCAGGUCUCCUUCCAGGUGAGCGGGGGGAAACCCAUUGCGCUCCUGCGGGUGAAGGUGGAGCCACAGCCCCACGUCGUGGACCAGACGUUCCGCUUCUACCACCCGGAGCUCACCUUCCUGAAGAAGACCAUUCGGCUGCCCCCCUGGCACACUCUCCCCGGUGCGCCGGUGGGGAUGCCGGGGGGGGAGCCCGAGAUGUUUGUUCGCUGCAGCGACCCUGACAUCAUUUGUGAAACCAAAAAUAUGGGGCCUGGGGAGCCGCAGGACAUCUUCUUAAAAGUCGCCGGAGGACCAAGCCCGCAGAUCAAAAAGUUCUUUGUUGCUAUUUAUACGGACGCCUGGCUGGCGGCGCCUGUCCAGAUCUGGCAGUUCUACCUGCACUCGCUGCAGCGCCUGGACGUCAGCUGCACGGCCGGGCAGCUCGCCCGCCUCUCCCUGCUGCUGCGGGGCACCCCGGCCCCGCGCAGGGUGCGGGCGUUCACCUCCCACCCCCAGGAGCUGCAGGUGGAUCCGGCCGGCACCUUCCUUCUCCCCGCCAACGGCAUCCAGGACCUGUACGUCGGCGUGAGGCCUCGGCGGGCCGGCAGCAGGUUCAUCUACCUCAACCUGGUGGACGUGGAGUCCCACCAGCUGGUGUCCUCCUGGCUGCUCUGCCUCUCCUGCCGGCAGCCCCUCAUCUCCAAGGCCUUCGAGAUCUCGCUCCCCGCGGGAGGCGGGAGGGGCUGCAACAAGCGCAUCACCUACACCAACCCCUACCCCUCGCCCAGGCUCUACUUCUUGUGCACCAACCGACCCGACCUCCUCCAGUUCAAGGAGGAUUCCUUCGAGGUCGCCGGCGGGGAGGUGUACACCAUCGGCUUGCGCUUCGCCCCAAGCCAGGGCGCGGGGGAGGAGGAGAUCCUCAUUCACAUCAACGACCACGAGGACAAGAACGAGGAAACCUUCUGCGUGAAGGUCCUCUACCAGUGAGGCCGCCCGUGGCAGAGCGGCUGGUCUCUGCACCAGCGCCGCCUCGGGGAUGCCUGCGUCUCUGCGAUGGGGGGCGUGAGCCCCGUCCCCUCGUAGUCACCGUACGGAGCUGGGAGGUCUUGCUGUCGGCCGGGAUCCCCGGGCGUUGCCGUGAGCGCCGGUGGUGCCACGCGGCUCCAUCUGUGCAAAUCGGGGCGAGCGAAUGUAUUGGUUACCGUGCGUCAUGACCACGGGGCGUCUUUAUUUUUGUUAAGCGUUACUAUAUUUUAGGCAUGUUGGAUCUUUUUUUAACUUAAAGAGUUUGCAGAUCUGAUUCUGUGGAAUAUUUUUAAAGUAUUUUGUAUUCUACAAUGAGUUUUGUACAUGCUGAACCAGUUUUCUGGGGUUUUCGAUACUUUUUUUACUCAUCCUUGAUCAAUUAAACUUGCUGUGCAGAA
Grus americana (Whooping crane) is the source of this 4941-nucleotide messenger RNA. It is a transcript of the gene NPHP4, whose product is annotated as nephrocystin 4. The record is from RefSeq and is a predicted model, not a curated record. Gene Ontology annotation, biological process: negative regulation of canonical Wnt signaling pathway; protein localization to ciliary transition zone. NCBI's taxonomy places the organism in Eukaryota, Metazoa, Chordata, Aves, Gruiformes, Gruidae. The coding region runs from base 107 to 4504 and encodes 1465 amino acids. The transcript has 29 exons. Gene Ontology annotation, cellular component: non-motile cilium; ciliary basal body; ciliary base.